Trichoderma citrinoviride is the source of this 572-nucleotide messenger RNA. RefSeq names its product vesicle transport v-SNARE. Gene Ontology annotation, molecular function: SNARE binding; SNAP receptor activity. Lineage: Eukaryota; Fungi; Ascomycota; Sordariomycetes; Hypocreales; Hypocreaceae. Gene Ontology annotation, biological process: vesicle fusion; endoplasmic reticulum to Golgi vesicle-mediated transport. Gene Ontology annotation, cellular component: SNARE complex; late endosome membrane; ER to Golgi transport vesicle membrane. The annotation marks the transcript as partial. The transcript has a single exon. The record is from RefSeq and is a predicted model, not a curated record.
UCGUCCCCAAAAAGCAAGAGGAGGCAUACGAGAGGGUGAAGCGCUUCCGCGAGGAGCUGUCCGAGUUCCGCGCCAAGCUCGACGUCGUCAAGAGAGCCCGCGAAGAGGCGCAGCACCACCACAACCGCUCCGAGCUCCUCGGCCGGAGACCCUACAACGCCACGCCCGAGAACCCCUACGCCAGCGCCGGCGCCAGCGCCGCACCGACGACGACGCACUCGUCGUUCCAGCCCCGGCACACGAGCUCCCACAGCGCCUCCCUGACGACGGGCGCCGGCGACGACCUGCGCGAGGCGCACGCCUUCCGCGAGCAAAACUUCUUCAACAACACCAACCAUGCACUCGACGACUUCAUCGCGCGCGGGCAGGCCGUGCUGGGCGACCUGGGCCAGCAGCGCGAGACGCUCAAGAACACGCAGAAGCGGCUGUACGGCAUCGCAAACACCCUCGGCGUGAGCGGCGACACGAUCCGCAUGGUGGAGCGCCGUGCCCGCGAGGACAAGUGGAUAUUCGUCGCCGGCGUCAUUGUCUUCUUCCUGUUCUGCUGGCUCGUGAUUCACUUCCUACGAUGA